AUGUCAUUGAGAUAUCUUGGGAGAGUUUCGCCCCAAAGCCGCUCGAUCUUUGCCUCUUGUUCUUAUUUAAAAGCUAGACCUAGAUAUAGAUUAUUUCAUGAUACCUCAUCGCAAAAGAGUACAACUAUUAAUUCAUCGGAUCACCAUAAUGACCACCACCACCACCACCAUAUCAUAUCUCCAGGGGUACAGUCCGAGGCUGCUGCUGACCAACUGUUAAACACGGCCCGAGGCAACUUGGUGGAGGCAGAUGCCCACCCCCAUUCUACACAAUAUCUUAAAGCUUUCGAUAAUAAAGAGCUUUUUUCCUUUUUGUUAAUGGGAUUGUGCACGUCGAUGAAUCCGGUACUUCGGACGUGUAUAAAGGUUUUCCCUUAUGUGCCGAUCCUGGUAAUCAAGGCAUUGGUGUAUCGUAUCUACUGUGGUGGCGACAAUAUCCAAGACGUGAGAAAAACGGCAAGGAGAUUGCAUUCUAGAGGAAUCAACAACGUGAUGAUAUCGUUGACUAUUGAAGCUUGUGAAGGAAACGACAAUAUUGAUCCUGAAUAUAUCAUUGACGAAACCAUAGAAUCCAUCAACGGCAUAUUAGUACCCCACACCGUUGAAAUGAUUGAAACAGCAGGUAAGGAUAUCAAUGAUAUCCCAUCGGGCUAUGUUGCUUUGAAACCUACUGGAUUUGUCAAAAACGCUCCACAUGUUUUGAAAAAUUACAGGAACGGAGAAGAAAAGGCAUUUGAUGAAUUGGUUGCCAAGGCAUCUAGAGCCUGUCAAGCUGUUUAUGACGCCAACAUUGAAUUGGCAAAAAAGUAUCCUCAAAGAGUGGCACCUUUUGUUGUAGCAGUUAUUGACGCUGAAAAGUACGACUUGCAACCAGCAGUUUACGAGUUACAACGUCAAUUAUACCAAAAAUUCAACCAAAUGCACAAACCGGUUAAUGUUGUUGGUACUUUGCAAAUGUACCUCUCCGAUAGUGCAAACUUGUUGGCUUAUGAAGAGAAAUUGGCUAACCAGAAUAAUUAUAGGUUAGGAUUGAAACUUGUUCGUGGUGCUUACAUCCACUCAGAAAAGGCAAGGUCUACAGUCAUCCACAAGACUAAACAAGACACUGAUGACAACUACAAUGCUGGAAUUUCUUAUUGUAUCGAUUCUAUAUUGGAACCAUCAUCAAAGGCUAACUCCUCGACAAUUGGCCAUUUGGUAGUGGCAAGUCAUAAUGCAGAGUCGUUGAGAUUAGCAAGCUCCAAAGUGUACAGUGAUGCAAACGUGAACAAUAAAAAUAAAAAUAAUGUGGUUUUGGGCCAAUUAUUGGGUAUGGCUGAUGAAGUUACUUAUGAUUUAAUUCAAAACAACAAGAUUAAUAAUGUUAUUAAAUAUGUUCCUUGGGGACCACCGUUGGAAACUAAAGAAUACCUUUUAAGAAGAUUAGAAGAAAACGGAGAUGCCGUAAAGAGCGGUAAUGGCUGGACAACGUUCAAAGCCACAUUCAAUACAUUGAUGGGCAGACUUUUCAAAAGCUCAGCUUAA
This is a messenger RNA of Lodderomyces oxycetoniae, 1524 nucleotides long. RefSeq names its product proline dehydrogenase (gene PUT1). Gene Ontology annotation, cellular component: mitochondrion. Gene Ontology annotation, molecular function: FAD binding; proline dehydrogenase activity. The coding region runs from base 1 to 1524 and encodes 507 amino acids. Lineage: Eukaryota; Fungi; Ascomycota; Pichiomycetes; Serinales; Debaryomycetaceae. The transcript has a single exon. The record is from RefSeq and is a predicted model, not a curated record.